Molecule: messenger RNA, 2534 nt
Organism: Brassica napus (rape)
Lineage: Eukaryota; Viridiplantae; Streptophyta; Magnoliopsida; Brassicales; Brassicaceae
Product: F-box/FBD/LRR-repeat protein At1g51370-like
Exons: 4
Coding region: 827-2125 (432 amino acids)
Molecular function (GO): protein binding
Source: RefSeq, a predicted model, not a curated record
AAAAAAAAAAAAAAAAAACAUUGACCAAACUGCGCUGGUCCCACUCAGACAGUUUGGAUUUUCCCGGUUCGGGUCGGGACAAAACUAGCUGGUCCCACUUAGACACUCCCAAGAGGUAUUGUUUCUCUGACAUGACAAAUUUGAACUUAUAAUACCUGAAUGGGAACAUCACUAACAGCAUUUUAAGUAAUUUUAUUUGUCAAAACAAUGUUAAGUGCAUUUUGGAAUUUCCGUCGGAAAAGUGAUAAGCUAAUAAAGAGUAUAGACAAAGGAGAGACAUAACUUAUUAAGUUCUAAUUUAUCUUAUUAGAUUUCCACAAAGAAAUUUAAGUCGGACGGGAAGUGGUGUUUCUAGUGGCGGAAAUGUGAAUAACGCGUAAGAACCUGCCUUUGAGAGAGGAACAACAGCUGGUUGCUCUCCAUUCUUUCAUCCUAAUUGUUACAAAAUCCUAAUUUUGAUCAAUAGUAAUAUUGAAAUGGUUACAUUUGGUAAACUCUUUAUGAUAUCAAUAUAUUUGAUUUGUCGAAAAACCGACGUCGUUUUUCAGGAUCACUAACCCGACGCACCGUUUUCAUCAAACCAUAAACUGCUAGGCGUUUUUGCAUUCAACGUGUCCAUUUCCCAUUUCUCAUAAAGAAACCCUAAACUCAUACUGGUCACACGAAAGAAUCCUAUCUUUUACCCUUAUCCCUCAUCCCUCGUAUAUAUACGUUACACAAAUCAUCUGCUACAGAUAAGAAAGCAUGACCGUGAAGGCGGCCGAUGAGGUUUGAUCUUCAGUGCUAAUCAAAACUCCAUUCAGACUAGUUGUGUGACGGAAAAAAAAUGGUGGGUGGAAAGAGAAAAACAAAAACAUGUGACAAAGGGUCGCAAAGACGCUGGAUAUGCCAACUACCUAAUGUUUUGAUAAGUGACAUACUUGCUCGUGUUCCUACAAAGAUUGCUGUAAGAACAGGCGUUUUGUCCAAAACAUGGAUUAAUCACUGGAAGAAUGUUCGUGGAUUGGACUUAGAGUCCUUUGAAUUCUCUGAUAUGGAUACCUUUGUGAGUUUUGUUCGAAGUUUUUUUGAUUCACACAGGGAAUCAACGAUAGACAAAAUAAGGUUAAGUGUUCACUAUUCUGAUUGUCACUCCCUUCUCACCCAAUGGACUGAUAUUGCGAUUAGGCGUAGGAUUCAGCAUCUCGAUGUUUGUUAUUAUGGCACUUGUUGCGAUGUUACGAUGCCCGUCAGUCUAUAUACAUGCAAGACGCUGGUGCACUUACGCCUUUGUUGGGUUGUCUUGGCUAACCUGGAGGUUGUUUCCUUGCCAUGCCUAAAGACCAUGCAUUUAGAAUGCAUUAGAGAUCUCACUGAGCCAACUGUGGAGAAACUUAUCUCAGGCUCUCCAGUUCUGGAAGAUUUAAUCAUUAUCAGACGAACUAGUGGUGAAAGGUUUAUACAAGUGCGCUCUAAUACGCUAAAGAGAAUCCACAUAGAUACCUAUACAGAAGUUGAGAUUGAUGCUCCUCUACUCGAGUGUUUGAGGACUACGGUUUAUUUAGAAAAGAACUUCAUGAUCAUCAAUUUGGGUUGCUCUACCACACUAGAUAUUGAUAUGGUCUUUCCUGAUGUGACUUGCACCAAACUUUUAAUUUGUGAUACUCUCACCGAUAUUCCGAGGUUCAGAGGCCUUGUUACAAGUAGUUACAUUUUGAAGAACAUCUUUCUACACUCCGAACCAGGACCAUUGCUUCAGUUCCGUGACCUAUCCCGUUUGCAUGUUAAGUUCUCUAAAUCCGAUCUUGAAAUGUUGCCAGCCAUUCUUGAAAGCUGCCCAAAACUACAAUCUCUCAUAUUGGAGUUGAUCAAGGACCCAAGUUAUAAGAAGAACAGAGAACCAAAGCUGAUGUUUUCAACAGUGCCUCCGUGUUUGGUAUCAUCUCUCAAGGUCGUGGAACUGAAACGUUUGAUCGCAAGGUAUGAAGGAGAAGUAGAGCUAGUAAGAUACUUCCUCAAGAACUCACCAAUCCUGGAGAAACUAAGGCUUGAUACUUACUAUACCAAAAAGGGCAUGCGUGAUUUCCUUAAAGAAGUCGUUGCAUUGCCAAGAUGUUCCAGCGCUUGUGAAGUCACUGUUCUCUAAAAAAGACAUUUUCAUUUGAGGUAAAUUUGGAUGUUAAAAAAUGGUUGGUUUGAGUAACAUUUCUCAUGUAUUAAUGACCGAUUUAAAACUUUAUUUUGAAUUUUAUAAACAUUUCCGCAUAUUAUUAUAGCGUUACUUGGAUACUUAUAUCAAUAUGUUCUUUUGCUUGCUCUUUGCGUGUUUAAGUGUGUCAAGUUCCAGGACGCUGUUGCGGUAGACAUGAAAAAAUUAGUUAUGCUACGUAUGGCCUGACUGGUUCAAACACAGCGGUUGCGGUUGCGACUGCGGGCGUUUGUGGAUGCGGGUGAUUGCGGUUUCUAGCGGUUUUAAGAGAUUUGUAUGACUGGUUCUGCGGUUAGAAAUUGUUGCGUUUGCGGGAUACUUAUGACUGGUUAACUACCAAAUACAG